AUGCGUGACGUGCUGUCAUCGUACCGGCGAGGCCACGGCUACCUCGCGCUGGCCGUGUGCCUGUUCGGCACGGUGGCCAACCUGCUCAACGUGGUGGUGCUGACGCGCAAGGAGCUGUCGGGCGCGCCCAUCAACCGCAUCCUCACCUGGCUCGCCGUCGCCGACAUGCUCGUCAUGAUCGAGUACGUGCCGUUCGCGUGCUACAUGUACCUGGUGCUGCCCGAGCGCAAGGACUUCCCCCAGCUGGGCGCCAUCUUCAUCCUGUUCCACAGCCACUUCGCCCAGGUGCUGCACACCAUCUCCAUCUUGCUGACGUUGGCGUUGGCCGUCUGGCGGUACAUCUCCAUCAGGUUCCCGCAGCACACGCACUCGCUGUGCUCGCAGAGACGCUGCACCAUGGCCAUCCUGUUCUCCUACCUGCUGGCUGUGGUUGUCUGCAUCCCGUCCUACCUGACCAUCAGCAUCCGCGAGGUGACCCUGCUGGAGAACAACAAGCUCGUCACCCUGUACCACUUGGGCCUCAGCGAUCUGGCCAAGGAGAACGGCGAGUUCCUGUACAUCCUCAACUUCUGGGUGUACUCGGUGCUCAUCAAGCUCCUGCCCUGUACCAUCCUCACCGUCAUCAGGUACACACCGUUUCCGCACGCACUAGGAAAAGUCUUCGCUUUGUAUGACGAAGAAAAUUGUAGACCG
Molecule: messenger RNA, 693 nt
Organism: Frankliniella occidentalis (western flower thrips)
Lineage: Eukaryota; Metazoa; Arthropoda; Insecta; Thysanoptera; Thripidae
Product: G-protein coupled receptor dmsr-1-like
Exons: 2
Biological process (GO): G protein-coupled receptor signaling pathway
Cellular component (GO): membrane
Molecular function (GO): G protein-coupled peptide receptor activity
Source: RefSeq, a predicted model, not a curated record